GGCAAAACAGAAAAAGAAAAAAGAUAAAAUUGCUUUGCACCAGCGUCCCAAAUUCAAAAUUUCAAAAGGUGGGAAAAACUCGAUUUACUUUCCCAAAUCCGGCCGACAAUCAGAAGCUCCAUUCUCCACACCCCCACCGGAAACAUCCACCGUCCCACACUUUCAAAAUCACACCACACCACUUCUCCGUUUCACUUCCGGUGACCGUAAAGUCCACUAAAUCUGUAAACUGACAACAGCAAUGGCCGAAACCCUAAGCCCUAAUACCAAACAGAAAGGCCCAUUUUCUCCGACAAAAUUUGUCUUGGGCUCCAAUGAUGACAAGCUUGAACGUGCUCGGGCACGCGCCGCCCGUGCUGCCGUUAUCCGUCGCAAACCACUCCCUGUCCCGCCUCCGUCAUCUACUUGCCUUGACGAGCAGCAGAUUCUCGAACUCUUCCAGAAUUGCAUCAAACUCGCCAGUGAAAAUAAAAUUAAUCAGAAGAAUACUUGGGAGCUAGGUUUGAUUGAUCAUCUAUGCGAAAUCGUUAAAGUUGAACAAGAGAAUGAUUCUGAGACCAACUUUCAGAAGGCUAGUUGUACUCUUGAGGCUGGAGUUAAGAUUUACUCAAUGAGGGUGGACUCAGUACAUUCAGAGGCAUAUAAAGUUCUUGGAGGAAUCAAUCGUGUUGGUAAAGGAAAUGAUCAAGAUCCUGUUGUAGAGGAUGCCAAUGCUGAAAAUGAGCAGGAGGAAGGUCACCCUAGAGAAGAGCAAGAAAAAAAGCUAUCGCCUUUAUCAACACUAGAGUCAUCAUUCGAUUCUAUCAAUGUGAAGAAAUUUGAUGCCGCUUUUGCUGUUGAUCCUCUUUAUCAUCAGACAUCAGCUCAGUUUGAUGAAGGUGGUGCAAAGGGUCUUUUGUUGAAUAACCUAGGAAUCUAUGGUACUUGCAGUGUCCUUUUUGAUUCAUGCGAGAUACCUGGGAAGUCAAUACCAGAAGAAAUUCGGAAUGAUAGAACAGAUUCCAUUGAUAUAUGUUUUGCUAAAGAUUGUGUUGAAGAAAUGGUAUUGAAUAUGCCCAAGAAGGACGAGAUAUCACCGAGUCUGAGGCAUAUGAUUAGUCAAUUCAGUGGAGAGAUGCAGGUGCCAGCUGAAACAGAUUUUUCUAGCCAGCUUUCACCAGAACAAACUUCUGAAUCGUUUGGCCUAGAUGUGGAUGAUGGUGAUGUAUUUGACAAUUCUGGAGCCUGGCCGAUGGAUCAUGAUGAUGGAAUAGAUGUGGCAGAACAAGGCUCUCACAAUAUUGAUCAAAUUUCAUCAGGGCAACAGGAGGGCACUGAACCAUUUACUUUUCUCGAUGCUGAAGAUGAUGACAGAUCUGAGAGAGUUGAUGAUUACUUGUUUUUAAGUUUAGGAUUUUCUUCAAAGCACAAUUCCUGGGCUGGUCCUGAUCAUUGGAAGUAUCGGAAGGUGAAAGUCUCAGAGGAGCCUUGCAAGGAAGAUGGAUCACCAGUAAAGACUAAGAAAACAAAGAGCAGAAAAGCAGAACCUGAAAUUUCUUUCACAAAAGCAUUGGACACUGAUCUAUCGCAUGUCUUUGCUCCUCCAAAGAAUCCCAAGUUACUACUCCUUCCAGCUAAUAGAACAUCGUGUAACAGGUUACUUCCAGAAGAUUGUCAUUAUCAACCUGAGAAUCUUGUGAAGCUGUUUCUCCGAUCCAAUGUCACGUGCCUCGGAAGGAGAGGAAAGAAAGUCCCAGAUGAAGCCGGUCAACAAAGUGAUGAUUUUGGAGCUAUGCCAUCUUGGGAUGAUGAUGGUGGAUUUCCUGGGACUUUUGAUGAUACUUUUGAUGAUGGCAAUGCAUUUAGUGAUGUUGAGGAGUCAAGUACACUUGUCUCUCAACCUCGCCAGGUAAACAAGAUUGAAGUCCAGUAUGAUAAAACAUCCAAACAAGUAGAUGUUCAAGUGCUUAAGGAAACGCUUUGGGACCAAUUAAAUCAAACAUCAGUUAAGGAAGAAAGUGUAUCUUUCAAGCACAUCUUGGCUGCUUUUCCAAAUGAAUGCAGAGCGUCAGCAUCGAUUGAGGCUAUAUCUCCACAUUUAUGCUUUAUUUGCUUGUUGCAUCUUGCAAAUGAACAUGGAUUACGGAUACAAGGUUGUGUCAACUUGGAUGACCUCAGUAUACAGCUGGAAGCUCACAAUAAUAGUCUCCCUAAUGCUGUGGCCUAAACAAUCUUUUUCAGUUUUUGCUUUUACUACUGUAAUGUAUAUCAGAUGUAGAUUGGCCUUUCAUUUAUUGCACAUGCUGCUUUCCUUUCUGGGAUGGAGCAGUAUAGGAUCCUGGAGUGAAUGUUUUAUUGUAUUUCCAAGUUAUAGGUUAAUUAGAUACCAACAAACAGUUAUGAAUGUAACCAGUAUCCUUGUGGUCAUUCUUGUCCUCGAGUUGACUACAAGUAAUCUGUGUAGAUGCAGUCUGGGGGUCCGAUGUUUAUUGGGAAAAUUUCAUAAAACACUAUCUUUUAGUAGUAAUUAGUCAUUUAUAGAUACCACUUGCUAUA
This is a messenger RNA of Nicotiana tabacum (common tobacco), 2535 nucleotides long. Its product is annotated as condensin complex subunit 2. The record is from RefSeq and is a predicted model, not a curated record. Gene Ontology annotation, molecular function: chromatin binding. NCBI's taxonomy places the organism in Eukaryota, Viridiplantae, Streptophyta, Magnoliopsida, Solanales, Solanaceae. Gene Ontology annotation, cellular component: condensin complex. Gene Ontology annotation, biological process: mitotic chromosome condensation.